CCGACGGGCGAGUGAAACCUGUAGCCGUUGAGAAAGGCAAGUAUCACCUCUCACCGCACUCCUCCCGCCCUCACCAACCAUCCUCCUCGUCUUCAUUUUUCACCUCGCCGAUUCACCACCGCCUCCACGCCGUAUUCAUUCCCUUCCCCCCACCUCCCGACCUCCCUCCCCACCCUACUCCUGCCGCUGCUGCAUCUUGAUUGAUCUUCCCACCUCUCUCCUCCUCAUUGCCCCCAUCUCCAUUCCCCAACAUUCCUCCUCCAGUCCUGGCUACAGCCCGGUGAUGAUCCACUGAUGGCGAGUUCUUGGUAUUAAUGGCCGCUUGGUAGCCAGCGCUCUUCAAUCCCCCUUAACUCCCCCACCUCUUAUCUCCCUGCACCUUGAGCUGAGCUCCGGCUCCCCUCCGCAUUGACCAUCGCACUUCGUCGGGUCGGUUCUUGCCGCGUCCAAUCCUGAUCUGGAAGCUUCGCGUGCCGUGAUCUGAGAGCGUCCGGGGCCAUGGGGACCGGGGCGGUGGCGGUGGUGGCGCCGGACCGGGCCAAGCAGCGCCGGGGCGGCCACCUCUGGAAGAAGGCGCUGCUCCACUUCUCGCUCUGCUUCGUCAUGGGCUUCUUCACGGGGUUCGCGCCCUCCUCGUCGUCCUGGAGGGCCGCCACCCAGCACCCGCCGCACCGGGCCGGGGACCACCUCGCCGCCUCCCGCGUCGCCGUCGACGCGCGCGUCAACCUGGUGCCGUCGCCGCCCGACACGGCUGGCGAGGUGGGGCUCGUCGGGGCCGGCGGCGGCGGCGGCGGGGCGACGGUUGACGUGGGCGACGACGACGAGGAGGCCGGCCCGCGGCGGCUGCUGAUUGUGGUCACCACCACGCGGUCGGGCGCCGGCGAGCGGCGGCGGCGCAGGGCCGAGCUGCUGCGCCUGGCGCACACCCUGCGGCUCGUGCGCCCGCCCGUCGUGUGGGUGGUCGUGGAGCCGGUCGCCGACGCGCCCGCCACGGCCGAGGUGCUGCGGGGUACAGGCGUGAUGUACAGGCACAUCGCGUUCAAGCCCGAGGAGAACUUCACCACGGCCGCCGCCGAGGCGCACGCACAGCGGAACGCCGCGCUCGCCCACGUCGAGAAGCACCGCCUCGCCGGCGUCCUCCACUUCGCCGACGCCGCCGGCGUCUACGACACCGGCUUCUUCGACCAGAUCCGCCAGAUCGAGGCGUUUGGCACAUGGCCUGUGGCAACAAUGUCGGCAGGCGAGAAGAAAGUGGUAGUGGAAGGUCCAUUAUGCAGUGCCUCAAAGGUCAUCGGCUGGUUCUCAAGGGACUUCAACGAUGGGACUACCCGUGCAGUGACAUAUAACACAGAAACUGACUUGAAUCCUGCUGGUGUUGCUGGUACACGAAUCCACACAAUCGAUGUCUCAGGGUUCGCGUUCAACAGUUCUAUUUUGUGGGAUCCUGAGCGGUGGGGACGGCCAACGUCAUUACCAGAUACUUCACAGGAUUCGAUCAAGUUUGUUCAAGAAGUGGUACUGGAAGACCGAGCUAAGCUGAAGGGGAUCCCCUCUGAUUGCUCCCAGAUCAUGGUGUGGCAGUAUGGCGCGCCCAGCUCACAAUAGACGUAGUAAGAGGCUGGCAUGCAGGAAGGGAAAAUUGGCGGGGAUCGGAGUUGAUGUAAAUGUGGCGAUAACAAAAAAGGAAAGGAAGAAGGUCGAUUACUAAGUUUUCUUGUUUCUCUUUGGGGUUCCCUUUUUCUUUCUCUCAUUUUUGGGUUUUCAAGUUCGGAGGGGCCAUGAUGAAUUGUCCGCGGGAAAUCUGCCCCCCGACCGGGGGAAAAAAAGCGAUAGUAUUUAUUCAGAUUUAUUUGUGAUUCUUUAACUUGACCCUGUUGUGUUCGCGAGGCGCUGUUGCCUCUCGAAUCCCCCGUGGAUUGCAAUAAAAACCAUGUGGAGGAGGAAGGAAUGGACUUGGGGAGGAAAA
Panicum hallii is the source of this 1966-nucleotide messenger RNA. Its product is annotated as probable glucuronosyltransferase Os05g0123100. Gene Ontology annotation, cellular component: Golgi membrane. The record is from RefSeq and is a predicted model, not a curated record. NCBI's taxonomy places the organism in Eukaryota, Viridiplantae, Streptophyta, Magnoliopsida, Poales, Poaceae. Gene Ontology annotation, molecular function: galactosylgalactosylxylosylprotein 3-beta-glucuronosyltransferase activity; xylosyltransferase activity. Gene Ontology annotation, biological process: plant-type secondary cell wall biogenesis; glucuronoxylan biosynthetic process. Bases 499 to 1605 code for a protein of 368 amino acids. The transcript has 3 exons.